AUGUCAAUAUCAACUACAAGAGUGACAUGGUUGCUGAACUUGGACAGUAUGCUCAUGCCAUUGGGACGGAUUCCAACAUUCGAUGGAACCACUAAGUGUGAGACAUUUCAAGAUGGCGAUCAAAUCGCAGGUGUGGAUGACACGGAACAAGGUUACUUAGAGAAAGCCUUUGAUCAGGACUAUGAACCUGAAGAUGAAGAUGAACGUGAUUUCAACCUACUUGGACAAUUCGAUGAUAUCGAUGACUCCGAAAGAAAUGAGCUCUUGGCAGAUGCAGACAAUGAUGUCGAUGAUAUGCCGGAACUCACUGUCAGAGUCCAAGGAGAUGAUAACUAUGAAUCAGAUGACGACAAUUCGGGUGAUGAAGGCAAUGACGAGGAAGAACCUAUUGUGGCCAAUUUGGAUCACCAUCAAGAAAAUGUUGAUAGAGGAACCAAUGAUGUUGGAAGCCUCGUUACUGAUCUGGAGGAUCUACAAGAACCGCCAGAAGAAGAUAUUGCAUUUGAGCCUGAAGAGCCUCAAGUAGCAAAGAUCAUUUGA
Cylindrotheca closterium is the source of this 540-nucleotide messenger RNA. NCBI's taxonomy places the organism in Eukaryota, Bacillariophyta, Bacillariophyceae, Bacillariales, Bacillariaceae. The record is from the annotation of a GenBank genome assembly.